UCAACCUGUCUCUGUCUAUCUAAUCUGUCAAUGUCACUUUUAUAAUAGAGGUUCCCUUGAUUAAAAUAAAUUGGUCAGUCUGUUUGCUUUUUCGAUUUAAAAUGAGUGAGGAUAUCCAACGAAAAUUGCAAAAUGAAUUAGAAAAUUACAAAAAAACUCAGAAAGAACUCCAAAGAACCAUCCAAACCAGACAGCAAUUGGAUGGUCAAUUAAACGAGAAUGAGAUUGUUAAACAAGAAUUAGACCUACUUCCAAGUGAUGGUAAAGUUUAUAAAUCCGUAGGACCUGUACUGAUUAAAACAGAGUUAAUAGAAGCCAAACAAAAUGUCAGUAAAAGGAUGGAUUAUAUUAGCAAAGAACUGAAGCGAGUUGAUGAUCUUAUUAAUACUUUAGAUAAAAAACAAGAUGUUCAUAGGGAAGCUCUUCAAAAAUUGCAACACCAGUUUCAACAAGCUCAAGUGAAAGCUGCUCUUCAUGCUUAAUUUUAAUACUGGACUUACUUUAAUGCUUGAAUAUUUAUUUUAAAAACCAAUUUAUGUUAACUUUUGUAUUGAAGUACAUUUUCUGUUAUAUAAAGGUUCUGAAUCUGCAGGUGAUAUCUAAACAACUUUGAACAGUCCUUAUUGUUACAAAUCUGCAGAUAUAAAUACGAAAAGUAUUAAAAUAAGGUAAAUUACCAUUUUAUUAUUAAUUAAAUAACUGCCUUGCCAUAAAGCAUGUGUAAAAUAAUUUGUGUUAAUGUAAUUCUUUCAUAGGUUAUUCAAGUAUCUUAUCAAAUGAAAAUAUAUUUUGCACAUUUAUAGUUUCAAAAUACGUAAAGUGAUGUAUCCCCUGAUUCGGUUCCUUUGACAAUAUGAUUUUUUAAUAAAAUAAAAAAUAAUGAGCUCUUA
Diabrotica virgifera virgifera (western corn rootworm) is the source of this 890-nucleotide messenger RNA. Its product is annotated as prefoldin subunit 6. Bases 102 to 482 code for a protein of 126 amino acids. Gene Ontology annotation, biological process: chaperone-mediated protein complex assembly; protein folding. The record is from RefSeq and is a predicted model, not a curated record. Gene Ontology annotation, molecular function: protein-folding chaperone binding. The transcript has 2 exons. Gene Ontology annotation, cellular component: prefoldin complex; cytoplasm. Lineage: Eukaryota; Metazoa; Arthropoda; Insecta; Coleoptera; Chrysomelidae.